Molecule: messenger RNA, 910 nt
Organism: Populus trichocarpa (black cottonwood)
Lineage: Eukaryota; Viridiplantae; Streptophyta; Magnoliopsida; Malpighiales; Salicaceae
Exons: 1
Coding region: 81-683 (200 amino acids)
Source: RefSeq, a predicted model, not a curated record
AUAAAAAUAUUGCAGGUUCCCCUUUCCAUAGCCCCCCGAAACCCUCCCCUGCCACAUACAACAGGGAGUCUCUCUCUACAAUGGCAGGCUAUGAAACCCACCACCAGAGCCAUCAUCAUCAUCACCAGCAGCAACAAAUCCCUAAAGAAACAGCUUUCCAAGCCAUAAACACCAUAAUCCAGCUCCACUUUGAAAAAACCCUUGAAAAGAAAAGAGCUAUAGACCUCCAAAAGAAAGAACUUCACAAACUCUUCCUUCUCUUCUUCAUCUUUCUUUCUCUCAUUUUCAUGGCUGAAGCUCAACCUAAUCGCCUUCAAUGCCGCCAUUGCUGGGUACCCAUUACUCUCCUCUCUUUAUCACACCUCAUCUUCUAUGUCUCAGUGGCUCAAACCCUUAGGUGCAUCAAUGGAUUCAAGUACCAAAGAAGGUGUCACAAGCUCACUCUUGGUUUAGCUACUGAGAAGUUAAGAGAGUUGAAGACGAGAUUAGCUAGUGGUGGUAGUGACCAGUAUGGCCAUGAGCUAGUUGUUGUUAGUGAUGAGGGUGAACUUGAGAUUCAUUAUCAAGAACCACCUGAGAGUUACUUUGGUAAGUUUAAGAGGAACUGGGCUUUGCAUUUUGGGUUCUUGAUCUUGAUCUACAGCUUCAUGGUAUCUUCUUCCGUUGUUCUUCUUUGUUAUUAGCUAGCUUUCCUGGGUUUGGAAAAGAAGUCUAGGUGCUUAGUUGAAGACCGGUUUCUAGUAGUCUUAGCUUAGUCUGAGGAUGUUGUCCAAGAGACUAGCCUCAACUUUCAAGAAUUUGAUGUAAGAAAGAAUUUGUUUUCAUGUGUGAAAAUGAAAUUCUUGAUUUCAAUGUCAAUCUGGAUCUCCUCUUUAUUUAUAACAAUCUAAUAGUGUAAAAUUCUGGGAAA